This is a messenger RNA of Trichoderma asperellum CBS 433.97, 465 nucleotides long. RefSeq lists its product as uncharacterized. NCBI's taxonomy places the organism in Eukaryota, Fungi, Ascomycota, Sordariomycetes, Hypocreales, Hypocreaceae. The record is from RefSeq and is a predicted model, not a curated record.
AUGUUUGCUAAGACCGCCCUUAUUGUUCUGGCCGCUGCUGCCGGCAUUGCCAGCGCUCUCCCAAGCUCUGAGCCUCCGUCUCGUGUUGAGUCUUCUCCCCGAGCCAAGCGAACCACUCACUACGGUCUCGCUACCGUUUACGACCAGGAGGGCGCCUACGGAUCUUGCGGCCAGAAGCACGCCGAUAGCGAUUUCAUUGCCGCUCUUACUCCCACCUGGCAGGGCUCUUCAUACCCUCCCAAGUACUGUGGCCGCAAGGUUUUCAUCACCAACACUGGUAGCGGUGAUGGCGUUGGUGGCAAGGGCAACAGUGUCACCGUCACUGUUGAGGAUACCUGCCCUGGCUGCCCUUCCGCCGACAGCAUCGAUCUGUCUCGCGGAGCUUUCAGCUCACUCACUAACGGUGCUACUACCGGCAACGUCAACAUUGAGUGGCACUUCUGCAACGUCAAUGGCCAAUGCUAA